This is a messenger RNA of Ceratosolen solmsi marchali, 1630 nucleotides long. RefSeq names its product nuclear RNA export factor 1. Gene Ontology annotation, molecular function: RNA binding; protein binding. Gene Ontology annotation, cellular component: nucleus. The record is from RefSeq and is a predicted model, not a curated record. Gene Ontology annotation, biological process: poly(A)+ mRNA export from nucleus. The transcript has a single exon. Lineage: Eukaryota; Metazoa; Arthropoda; Insecta; Hymenoptera; Agaonidae. The coding region runs from base 11 to 1630 and encodes 539 amino acids.
UAACUUUAUAAUGGAGACUGAAACUAAUAUAGUAAACCAAUUUAUAAGACCAAUUAGGUUAACUUAUAAAAAUCCAUGUUUCACUCAAAUAGAAGCAGAAGCAUCGAAUCAGAUAAACGUCUGGCAUAAAUUCAUAUUAUUUAACAUAGAUAAAGAAGAUAAAAAUAUAGUACUGGAUAAUUUAAUUGAAACUUGUGCACCAAUUUUUUUUAUUCCUGUAAUGUUUAAAAUGGAAAGUGAAAACAAAGCAACAUUUCUUACUAUUUGUCGUUCUAACACUAUUCAAAAGCUAGUCAAUCAAAAAUUACAAAUUAAAAUUUCAACUGGAAAACUUAUAUACUAUGAUAUAGUUCUUUCUUUUAUUGCUUGUAAAGAUAUAGAAUUAAAUCCACAACAAAUAAUAACUAAUGUUAUUAGAUUAUGUUUUGGUAGAGAACCAAUAUCAAAAAAAAGUUUAAAUCUUGAAAAUUUUACACAUAAUAAAUUACUAGGAUCAAUAUAUUGUCCAAUUCAUAUUUCAUCAGUAUUUGAUGCUAUUUUACGCUUCUCAAGAUCAGUGGUUACACCAAAUUAUAUUCGAGAUGUCAAGCUUCCAGUAAGAGAUUUAAUUUUAAGAAAUAAUAAUAUGGAAUCUAUUGCAUUUACUGAGAAAGUUUUUGGUUUUCAUUUUAGUAAACUUGAUGUACGUAAUAAUAAAUUAGCUGAUAUAAACUUACUUAGACCAUUUUCUGAGUAUAAAAUAACAGAAUUAUGGCUUGAUGGUAAUCCUUUUUGUAGUAAAUAUGAAUCAUCCAAGGAUUAUAUUAAUGCAGUAAAAUCACUUUUCCCUCAUUUGCAAGUAUUAGAUGGACAUAUUAUUGGAGUUGAACAAAGAAUAAUUCCAAUACAUAAUAAACACUUUAUAAAUGAUAAAAUAAAACUAAAUUUAAUAAAACAAUUUGUUGAACAUUUUUUUACAUGCUAUGAUCAAAAUGACAGAAUAGUAUUAAAUGGAUUGUAUGAUACUGGAGCACUAUUUUCAAUGACAGUUGGACCAAUUUCGGAUAACUCGCAUAAGCAAAUUAUAAAAUAUUUUGCAACAAACAGAAAUUUAUUAAAAUUUGUUGACUAUGCCAAAUGUGCAGAAUUUUUAUUAUUUGGACCAGAAAAAAUUAUUUCUGCAUUGAGAAGGGAGCCUCCUACACUUCAUAAAUUAAAAUAUUUAGAUAUUGAUCUACUCUAUAGCACAAAUAACUCCUUUGCUGUGUCUGUACAAGGUCCUUUUUUAUACAGGAAAACUAAUGUGUCACCAUUAUGGUUUCAAAGGACUCUUAUUGUUGUAGCUAAAGAAGAUAAUGAAUUUUGUAUAAUUAAUGAUCAAUAUCAUUUAGAUAACUGUCCAACAAAUUUAAAUAACGUAGAUUUAAAUGAAUUAAAAACUAUAACAGAUAAAUCAGUUCCCCUAUUUAAUCCAACAUCAUUUAGUAUGGCAGAGAAAUAUCAACUUUUAAGACUUCUACAAGAAUUAACUACUAUGAAUACAGAAUUUUGUAAUAAAUUUUUAAGAGAAGCUAAUUGGGAUAUUCGUCAAGCAAUUAAAACUUUUAUGCAAACCUAUGUAAAUAAUAAAUUACCAUCAGAAGCUUUUUAA